Molecule: messenger RNA, 537 nt
Organism: Dendronephthya gigantea
Lineage: Eukaryota; Metazoa; Cnidaria; Anthozoa; Malacalcyonacea; Nephtheidae
Exons: 1
Coding region: 1-537 (178 amino acids)
Source: RefSeq, a predicted model, not a curated record
AUGGGCCAUAUUGAUGAUUCACUUCUUGUUGGCUAUGAUUACACAGCUUGCAAGAAAAAUGUUCAUGACACUGUGGACACUUUUUGUAGCUUGGGUUUUAUUAUACACCCAGAUAAAUCAAGCUUUGAACCAAAACAGGAAAUAGAAUUUCUUGGGUUUUUACUAAAUAGUGUUCUCAUGACCAUUAGGCUCCCACCAUCUAAAGCCAGUUAUGUAAAGAAGACUUGUGUAGAGUUACAGAAGCAGACACAAGUAACCAUCAGGGGGCUGGCCCAUGUUAUAGGCCUUUUAGUUUCAAGCUUACCCGGGGUACAAUUUGGGGAACUACAUUACCGACAGUUGGAAAUCAAUAAAACUGCAGCAUUGCAGAGAAAUAAAGGAAAUUAUGAUGCUAUCAUGCACUUAACAAAAGACUCCAGGUCUGAGUUGACUUGGUGGAUACAGAAUAUAGAAACAUCAUAUAAAAAUAUCACUGUAUCCAACCCUGAUAUCACCCUAACAACUGAUGCUUCUACCAAAGGUUGGGGGCUGUGUUAG